Molecule: messenger RNA, 3775 nt
Organism: Menidia menidia (Atlantic silverside)
Lineage: Eukaryota; Metazoa; Chordata; Actinopteri; Atheriniformes; Atherinopsidae
Source: the annotation of a GenBank genome assembly
UUCCUCACGGUCUGUCAGACAUGCUGGGCUGCAGCCCGUCCAGCUGCAAGUUCACCAGCUAAACAGAGGGACCAGUGCAGGGCUGCAGGGCUGCAGGGCUGCAGGGCUGCAGCCCUCCCACACCAGAGUGCAUGUAACCAAUAAAGCAGACGCAGCCCUGCGAGGCUCAGUUUUUCGCCCCGCUCACAGUCUCUGUCUUCACACUCUCAGCGUGAUACAGCUGAGUGGGUGAAAAAGGACGGGAGGAGGAGAGUUAGAGGGGAGAGGCAGCCACCCUCCGUCGCUGUGGCCAGGCUCUGAAGCAGCCCGGGCAGAUAUUCUUGGCUUGGAUGCAGCGCUCAUGACAGGAUUAGGAGCCUGGGACACGGGACCAACCGGAGAUCUGCAGGUUCUAGCGGACGAACCCGAGCCAGAUUCUCACCCUGCACGGAUGUGACCUCCCCCCUGUGUCCCUCCACAUCAGCUGUCCAAACGCCUGCCAAGAUUGACUUGAUUACCAAGAGCCCGACUUCCUCUCCUCUCUUCCCCCAUAAUGCGGCUCCUUAUCGCUUUCCUCCUGAUGCUGCUCAUCUGGUCGGCAGAGCCUCGGCGAGGCCCUCAGGCUAAGGCUGGAGUGGGGGGCAAACGGGGCCGCGUUCGGGGCCGAGGCCGGGCGGGGCUCACGCGGCGUCAAACCCAGCAGUGUAAGGAAUACACGGAAGGAGGAGAGAAGUACCUCGACUGCCAGGACAGGCAGCUAACCUCAGUGAUGCAGGACUGGCCCAGAGACGUUAAUCACCUACUGCUGGCAAGAAAUAAGUUUCAGGUUUUGAGGAACAAUAUGUUCGCUCAGUUCACCCAGCUGAGGAGCCUGGAUCUCCAGCAGAACGCCAUCUCCAUGCUGGAAGACGGUGCGUUCAAUGGCCUUUUCCAGCUCACCACACUGCUGCUCCAGCACAACAGCCUUAAAACCGCCUCAGAGGAAGUCCUGCUCCCCCUGCCCAGCCUCACCUACCUCCGUCUCUAUGACAACCCCUGGAGCUGCCGCUGCCCGUUGGACAGCUUGGUCAGAACCCUGCAGGUGCCUACCAACCGCAACCUGGGCCCUUUCGCUAAGUGUGCCGAGCCCCCUUCGCUGAAGGAUCAGAAGCUGAAAAAGCUAAUGGUUGACCUUUGUGCUGAUGACCGGACGCCAGUGACCGGAGACAAGCCGCUGCCGAGUCCUUCGCCGGUGACUAAGAGGCCCGGGGCCACAUCCAUGUGCCACACCUACGUUUAUCCCCGGAUUACGCUCAACUGCAAGAACAAAGAUCUGAAUCGGAUCCCCUCGGAGCUUCCAGCUGAUAUAGUGACUAUGGAUCUGUCCGAGAACAGCAUCAAGCAUCUCAGGCCCAAACUCUUCCUGCAGUCCAAAGACCUCAAGUUCCUCAACCUCAGCAGCAACAAUCUGCAACAUAUAGACAUAGGUGCUUUUGCGGGCCUGCUGUACCUCCAAAACCUCGAUCUAUCCAACAACAGCCUCCAUUACUUUCGAUACGGCAUACUGGAGGACCUCUACUUCCUAAAGACGCUCUCCUUAGACAACAACCCGUGGAUCUGUGACUACGACAUCCACUACUUGAUCUACUGGCUAAAGCACCACCCGGGCGUGUCUUACACCGGCCUGAUCUGCACCGAACCGCAGGAGUUCAGAGGCUGGCGAGUGGAAGAUUACGUCAAGACCUACAACGGGGAGUGUCCCAAGGAUAAACAAACAGAAGGGGUGGACACAGGGCAGGAAUCACAAAGCGAGUUGGAGAAUGAGGCGCAGGAGGUGAUGGGGGAGAUGGGGGAGGGGCAGGGAGAAUUUUUACCACAGCCCCUGAGGAAGAGGGGUUCCAAUGCAUUUGAGAUCAUCAGGUUGAGUUAAAAGUUUGAAUCCAAACGGAUCAGUGGACUGUCAGGGUGAAACCAGGGGACAACUGAAAUUGAGCUUUGUGGGUUAAUCCGGGGGUUAAUCCUUGCAGACGUUGUGAUUUAUGUUUAGAAAUGUACUGUGAGGUAAAUGGUUUUGGAUCAAAAUCAACUUUUUGGUUUGCAGGGGUGAUAGAAAAACUCAAGCAAAGACCAACGGGAUUUUUUCUGGCACAUUCCAGACCAGUUACAUUUCAUUGCCCCUAGUUUCCCAUCAAAGUUCCCUUUAGAUUUUCCAAGCAGCACACAUCUUUUAACAUAUUUUUUUUUCUUUUCUUUUUGGCGAGAAAUAGUAUGUAGUUGUUUAUAAUAAUGUAAACAUUGUCUGGCUGUCUGGAAAUAAAAUUGGGUUUAUUUUUUCUGAAUACUCUUGCACUAAUUGACAAACAGAUGGAUGUGAUUGAUGGUAAGACAUUAUGGAGACGUAGGGAAUUUGUGGGAGCUGCGCCAUGAAAAACUUUUUUGCCAUGAAAAAUGACAGGAAGCCGAUGUAUUGCAUAGGAAAGUGACGCCUGGGUUUAAUGGAGACAUGAUAUUUCCAGAUAUUUUGUGGAGAAUCCGCCAAGAGCAUCAUGACUGAGCUUGAUUAGUAAAACCUGCCAAGGUACUCAAGUGACCUGAUUUGAAAAUCAUUUAUUUUUGUACAAAUAAAGCUGUUUAAGCCUUGCAGGCUAAAAUCCACUUACUCACUUCUUGAAUUGCCAGAUUGUGUGUCCUUUAAUUAAUUUCUCACUGGCAGUGAAUGAAUAGAUCAAUCAUUCAUAGGAUUAAGAGGAAUCAAAUGGCUUUAUAGGCUCAUAUCAAUCAUUCAUUUGUAGUUAGUUAGGACAAACUUCUUUGAAAAGAACUUUUUUUCUCCAGAUUGCACCUGGAAGUUUCAUCUGGAUUUACCAUGACUGUUUUUAAAAAAAGAAAAUCUACAUGACCUCAUGCAGAUAAGGUGGAUCCUUGUUGAUGCUGAAUCAGCAGCUUUGAGGUACAUGUUUGAGUUUAGUUUGCCAAUUUGGCAAAGACAAGAUUAUAUUGUGCAUGCAAGCCUUGUCAAUCAGGUCUAAAGGGAGCGUUCUUUUUGUAUAAAUCUUCUUUGAGGCUGGUUUGUUCUUUCAUCAUGUCUCCAUGUUUGCAUGUUAACUUAUUAAACGCUACUCCGUAUGCUCAAACAUCACUUUUGUCUUUCCUGAGUGACACAAGCUUGCAGCUGUGGGUCAUUUGUGGCAGCAUAGUGCCACCUAGUGUUCACAUUUGAGUAAUUCAAUUACUCAUUGAGUAAUUCAUUGACCAGAAGGCCCCAACCAGUUUUUGGAGGAAUUUUUAGGUGAAUCAAGGUCCUGAACUUUAAUCACAAAAGUUAUUUGGAAAAAGCUAGCACAGGUCUCUGAAGCAGCUCUAAGAUUUCAAGACACUUGAUGAGAGAAAACCCGUUUCUCAAAAGGCAGAGAGCGAGUCAGAAGCCUUUGCAGUGAAUCAAGACAUCCAUCACAGAGAGUCAGGCAAAAACGUGUAAUUCACAGUGUUUUGGCUUUUAACAUGUUCCAAGUCACCUUCAUCCACAGUUCAGCAGGAGGGGAUUGAAGAUGGUCAGAAAGGCACCAUAAGGGCAAAAUACUCCAAAGUUUAAAAUCUAACAAGCGUGAAACAGCAUUUUCUCAAACAACUGCACAAUACAAAACCACUUCAACCUUUAACUUUCUGUUCUGGAUUGCAUUUUAAUUUGAAGAAUAACCUAGUGAAGUGUGUCCAGUGUUUCCUCUUUGGAAGCUGAUGGAAAUUUGUUUGGAUAUUUGACAGUUUUUUGUUGUUGUUGUUGUUGUUGCUGUUCUCUUAUCAUCAUUCAGUUUGAUUU